AUGGAAAGCAUCCUAAGAGAUAAAACUAAAUUCAUUCAAAUUGAAGAUGGCUGCACCUCUCUCAUUAUCAAAAGAGAAGAUCAACUCCAUAACAUGUUAAGAAAACUCAAAGAUAGUCAUCCAAUUGAUAAAGACACAUAUUCACGUCUGUUCACUUCUGGAUCAAAACCAGGCGUCCUGUAUGGGCUUCCAAAAGUUCAUAAAACAAGCUGCCCUCUUAGACCAAUAUUUUCAGCUAUUGGCACUUUAAACUAUAAUAUCUCAAAGUAUUUUGUUCCAAUUCUCAAAACACUGACUAUCAAUGAAUUCACAAUACAUGAUACUUUCUCAUUUGUAAAAACAUUAUUUGAUAUUCCCAGUGCUGACAGUUAUAUAAUGGCAAGUUUUGAUGUUACCAAUCUAUUCACAAAUGUCCCUCUUACUGAAACAAUUGGAAUCAUCAUUGACUCUCUGUUCAACUACAACACUCACAUAAAUGGCUUGAAUAAGGUACAUUUCAAGAAAUUGCUAGAAAUUGCCACUAAAGAUAUAACAUUCUUCCUUUAUGGCAAAUUAAAUAAACAAGUUGAUGGAGUGGCUAUGGAAGUUCAGAAAUUCCUGCAGUAUAUGAACAGUCUGCACAAGAAUAUCAAAUUUACCUGUGAGUUAGAGUCCAAUGGUAAACUUCCUUUCUUGGAUGUCAGCAUAGGCAGAGAUAACAAUAGGUUUUCAACGGCAACAUACAGGAAACCUACAUACACAGGCCUUACCACAAAGUUCGAUUCCUUCAUUCCUAUCAAGUACAAAACUGGCCUCUCCAUAUUAGAAAGUUUGUGGAUAUGGAAGGGACGACCGAAGUUCAAUGAAUAUUAA
Penaeus monodon (black tiger shrimp) is the source of this 852-nucleotide messenger RNA. RefSeq lists its product as uncharacterized. The record is from RefSeq and is a predicted model, not a curated record. Lineage: Eukaryota; Metazoa; Arthropoda; Malacostraca; Decapoda; Penaeidae. The transcript has 2 exons. Bases 1 to 852 code for a protein of 283 amino acids.